AUAAGUCUAUCUUCUCUCUCUCUUUCACACAAAACCCGUAUAUCUUAAUAAAAAUAAAACAAUCUCUUUUAAUCCUUUUUUUUUUUCUUUUUUCCAUGGCUCACAAAAUUCACCAUUUCUCUUCCAUAUCUAAAAUUCUCCGUUUCGCUGUACAAAAUUGUGUUAUUGAAACAUUUGAUUAAAAAAGAACAUAUUGACAUUAUGGAUGAAGCUAUUGAUGAAGCUAUUGGUGAUGAGGUGAAUGGACUGGAUGCCAUUGAUGUUAGACAACUUCGAGGUAAGGAGAGUGACUAUACUUUGAGGUCUGGGAACUCCAAUAUGCUGCAAUCACAUGAAGUGGUCACACUUGGUGAGGGUGAUCACUACCAAAGUACUCCCAAUUUGUUUACAGAUACUCUCGACGGAAAGAAUCUGGACAGGAUUGGAUCUUCAGAACAUGCAAGUGCUAGUCCCCGUUGUAUGAAUGAUACUGGAGUCAUGGUUGAAGAAUUGACGCUGAGAAACUACAAUGGGAAAAACUUGGCUGUAGUUGGUACCUUGGGUAAUAAGGAAACAAUGCAGAUUACGCCAAACCAGUGGUUUUAUCAUCUAGCAGGUGGAUCUGCAUGUGCAAGCUCACAUGGGGAAGCUGCCUAUAGAGACAGAUGUAGGACAUCAUCAGGUCUCUGGGAGGAAGAGGGAGAUACAUUGUUUACCGGACUUCUGAAUCAGAAUCAGAAAACAUUAAAUGAAAGUCAUAAUCUAGACGGUGAAAAUUUGCAGAAUAAUGGUGAUAAAGCUGUUUCGAAUAGUGUAUUACCCUCUUCCGAGGGUAUCCGGACCAAGAUUUUAUCCAAGUCAGGAUUUUCUGAGUAUAUUGUGAAAAGCACAUUGAAAGGCAAAGGAGUCAUAUGCAAAACACAGUUACCCCGAAUAUCUGCUAGUGAGUCUCAAGGCCAGAUUCAUCGGCAGUGUCCUAAUGCUUCUUCCACCAUUGCAAGUGUGGAUGCAUUUGUGUCACCUUUUCAAGGUAUCUCUGAAAUGGGCUGCAGUGUUAAUCCCAAUGGCUAUCAAGAUGGAAUCGGUUUAAGAGAACGGCUGAAAGCUGGGGUAUAUAAAUUGAACAAAGAUGAAGGCUUGUAUAUCUUCAAACAAGUUGUGGCUUUGGUGGAUUUUGCUCACUCUCAAGGAAUUAUCGUACAAGACUUGCGUCCAUCUUGCUUUAAAUUAUUGCACUCAAACCAAGUUGUAUAUAUUGGAGCAUCUGUACGCACUCAGUUGACUGAAGGUGUUUCCCAGUCAGAGCAUAAUCAGAAAGAGAGAAGUUCAGCCGGGAAAACCAUUUCUUCCUUGAUCGAUCCUUGUGUAAAGAAGCAAAAACUUAGUGAAGACACGCACCUGAAGAGGAAGUGGCCUCAAUACCCCUUCAACUCAGGCCAUAAAUCUGCUGGCACAAACACUAAAUUAAAUGCUGCACAAGGGUAUGGAGAUGAUUCAAAUGAAAAGGAUUGCCUCAAGACAGAACCGAACGCCCCGAGCAAAUUUAGAAAGCCUCAACUAUCCAUUAUGUCAAAACCAUUGCUGACUUCCAUGAGCCUUAAGCUGGAGGAGAAGUGGUACACCAGUCCUGAGCAGUUCAGUGGAGGUGGCCGCACAUUUUCAUCAAACAUCUACUGCCUAGGGGUUCUUCUCUUUGAGUUGCUUAGCUCAUUUGACUGUGAAAGGUCUCAUGCUGCUGCAAUGCUGGAUCUUCGCCAUAGGAUUCUUCCCUCUUGUUUCCUAUCAGAGCAUCCCAAAGAAGCUGGAUUUUGUCUUUGGCUGCUUCAUCCAGAACCUUCAGCACGUCCAUCAACAAGGGAAAUCUUACAGUCUGAAGUUAUUGCUGGGAUUAAAGAGUUACCUGGAGAUGUAUCGCUGUCAUCUAUUCACGAAGAGGAAUCUGAGUCGGAGUUAUUAUUGGACUUCCUCAUGUCACUGAAAGAUCAAAAGCAAAAAAAUGUGACGAAGUUAGUGGAAGAACUCAAAUGUAUAGAAGCAGAUGUCCAAGAGGUUCAGAGGCGGCAAAGAAGCAAAGCCUCUUGUCCGCCUUCACACCAGGAAUUUCUUGUUUCAUGGGAGAACAGGUUUAUUCAGAAAGGAGCAUCAAGUUCAGAUGUGUAUCCGAAGCUUCCGCCUAUAUGUGAGGAUGAAACUAGAUUGAUCAAGAAUAUCAGGCAGCUUGAGAGUGCUUACUUCUCCAUGAGAUCCAAUAUUCAGCCUUCUGAUGAUGUUGCCAUGGUCCGUAGAACUGAAGAAAUUUUUAACAAUCAGGAGAACUUUGUUUUGACAGGAAACAAUAAAGAGAAGUAUAGACCCACAGAUCGGGUUGGGGAAUUUUUUGAUGGCUUCUGCAAGUAUGGUCGGUAUAGCAAGUUCAGAGUAAGGGGAAUGUUAAGAAAUGCAGAUCUGAAUAAUUCUGCAAAUGUCAUUUGUUCUCUAAGCUUUGACAGGGAUGAGGAAUAUUUAGCUGCUGGCGGGGUGUCGAAGAAAAUUAAAGUAUUUGAGUAUCAGGCCCUCUUUAAUGAUUCUGUUGACAUUCAUUACCCAAUUAUCGAGAUGCCAAACAAAUCUAAGCUCAGCUGUAUUUGCUGGAACAACUAUAUCAGGAACUAUCUAGCUGCCACUGACUAUGAUGGUGCGGUUAAGUUAUGGGAUGUGUCUACCGGUCAAGCUUUUUCGCAUUUGACUGAGCAUAAUGAAAGGGCAUGGUCUGUAGAUUUUUCUCGCGUGGAUCCCACAAAGUUAGUCAGUGGAAGUGACGAUCAUUUGGUGAAACUUUGGAGCAUCAACGAGAAGAACAGUGUGUGCACGAUCAGAAAUAAAGCAAAUGUUUGCUGUGUUCAGUUUUCCCCUGACUCCAGUCAUUUUCUGGCUUAUAGCUCUGCUGAUUACAAGACUUACUGCUAUGAUCUUCGUAAUACCUCAGUUCCUUGGUGUAUAUUAGCUGGCCAUGAGAAAGCUGUUAGUUAUGCAAAAUUUUUGGAUGCUGAAACCCUCAUUUCUGCAUCCACUGACAACAGUCUGAAGAUAUGGGAUCUCAAUAAAACCAACUCAAGUGGCUAUUCGGCCGAUUCUUGUGUCUUAACCCUGAAAGGGCACACCAACGAGAAGAAUUUUGUGGGAUUAUCUGUGAACAAUGGAUACAUAACCUGCGGGUCAGAAACAAAUGAGGUCUUUACUUAUUACAAAUCUCUGCCUAUGCCUAUUACUUCUCACCAAUUUGGCUCUAUUGAUCCAAUCUCUGGUAAAGAGACUGAUGACGACAAUGGACAAUUUGUUUCAAGCGUUUGCUGGAGACAAAAGUCAAACACUGUUCUUGCUGCCAAUUCCAGUGGCUGCAUAAAACUACUUGAGAUGGUUUAGACGUUGACCAGCUGAAGAAUUGCAUCCUUCCUCCUAAAGUUUCCUGGGAAUCUUUGAAUGGAUCGUGUUGGAAUGCAGCUGUAUGAUUAUUUGGUAAUUUCUGGGAUAUCUUCUCUUGAAGUUUAAGGUUGAACUCUGAGAAGGGAACCAUGUCUAAUACUUGUCUUGACAAUUGUGGGUUGUUUGGUUCAAAAAGUUUAUAGGAAGCUUAACAGAAACCAGCAGUAUGGCGGAGGGAGUCUUUCUUUUUUAAACUGGACCCAACAUAAUUUAACGUUCCUGAAGAUGCAAUACAGCUAUUAUUGGACCAGAUUUGUGAAGAAGAGCCAUUUCUGUGUCAUAAUUGCCUGAAUAUUGAGAUAUCCCUCAAAACGGAUGCUAGCACAGUCGUGAUGUCCUCCAAUUUUAGAAGGCUGAUGGUGGAGCUGAGUGAAUUUCAUCAUAUGAAAUUUUGUUGGUGUGUGUGAUAUUCAUUUGUACAUCUAGUUAGAUACUGCCAUUUGUAAAAGCAUGUCUUAGGAAGCAAUAUAGCUGAUGAUGAGUUGUUGUACAUGUCAUAAUUCCCUUACCCUUUACAUAGCAAUAUAUAGAGAAUUUGUACAUUGAACUGUCGAUUGUAUUUUAGUGCUUUGCCA
Molecule: messenger RNA, 4016 nt
Organism: Lycium barbarum (goji berry)
Lineage: Eukaryota; Viridiplantae; Streptophyta; Magnoliopsida; Solanales; Solanaceae
Product: protein SPA1-RELATED 2
Exons: 8
Coding region: 202-3381 (1059 amino acids)
Biological process (GO): protein phosphorylation; photomorphogenesis
Molecular function (GO): ATP binding; protein kinase activity; protein binding
Source: RefSeq, a predicted model, not a curated record